Molecule: messenger RNA, 4177 nt
Organism: Zerene cesonia (dogface butterfly)
Lineage: Eukaryota; Metazoa; Arthropoda; Insecta; Lepidoptera; Pieridae
Exons: 33
Coding region: 80-4177 (1365 amino acids)
Molecular function (GO): RNA binding
Source: RefSeq, a predicted model, not a curated record
GCAAUCAAAACCGUCCGUUUUGUUCAAUUUUGUCGGCAUUCCAUUGUUUUUUUUAUUAUUAUUUGACCACAUUGUAAAAAUGACAUCUCGGGGACAUGGGAUGUCCUUAAAGGACUGGGAUCCAAUGAAGGAUGAUUUCAAUGACUCCACAUAUGAUGCGCAGUAUGCUGAUGAUAAUAUUGAUUGCGGAGUUCAAUUGGACCACAACAGGCUGUAUGUGUCCAACAUACCGCAGACGCUGAGCGAGGAGGGGCUGAAGAUGGCGUUUAUUAAAUACGGGACAAUAGUUAAACUGUUCAUGUCGCGGGAUCCUAAGAAGAGAUAUGCGAUGAUCACUUACGAAUCUCCCAGCGAAGCAAAGCUAGCAAUGAUGAAACUGAAUAAAUCAGAACCGCUUAAACUCAAUGUAUCUAUCGCUCAUAAGAAAAGAAAUCAAGAUACCGACGAGAGAGACAGGGGUAAUCCCCGCGCGAACGCAACGUGGAAUCGCGCCUACAAGGACGAGUCCAGUAGCGUCAGCAGCAAAGGAAAUUACCGCCGGAAGCAGGACACUGCCUCUGAAUGUGAUGAUGAGAGUGUCGCGGAAGGCAUAGAUUCCGACCUGCACCUGGAGCUGGAACAGCUGAAGCUGGAACACCUGCGGCUGCAGGAGGAGCAGCUACAAUGCAAGCAGAGGAUUCUGUUGCUCAAUAGAGCUGGGAGGAAGCCUAACAAUUUGUCCACAAAUAGAAUUGUGACGGCUGAUGGGAAAAUAGUGUUCAAAACAACCAGUGAUCGCUUUACCGCUAUUAUGGGUGGGUCUGUCGAUCUCCCGGCGGAUACGACACUUUCUGGCGCGGGGGACUCUCGUGUGUCGAGGCGCGAGUGUAUACACUGCGGCGUUCGUGCCGAACUGUACUGUGCUGGGUGCGGGAUAACGCCGUACUGUGGUACUGCGUGCCAGAGGACUGAUUGGAACAGACGCCACAAAACUGUCUGUCAUAAUCUGGCUAGGUUCCACAACGGAGCGGAGAUAUCUGAGGCCAAUAACAACACACCCGAGGAAGUUGAUAAGUGUGCGUCAGUGGCGGUCCACCGGUCGCAUCCGACACGAUCGCCGCGACGGCGGCGCGACGACGACGACACGUCCGCUAGGACCGACAGCGACGAUGCGAGACGCGUCGAUAAGAAAAACCAAACUUCCGGCCGCGGCCGCAACUAUUCGCCGAGAAAUUGCAACAUACGUCGGCCCAACGUCCCAGCCAAUAAACGUUCGGAAACCCAAGAGGAGAGUGAUGGCACGCCGAAAGAGAAUCGGAGUGAAAAUAAAACGCCAGCUUUUCACAAUGGUGCACCGAAUCUGCAAGUGGUGGAAAUGUACGCUUACCCCCCGCCGCUGGAGCCGCACGCGGCGCUGCGCAGCUGCGCAAUGAGAUCUGUGCUCGAUGCGCGUGCGCAGCUCGCCUGCGGGCACGCUAGAGGUUCUCAACCGCCUGGUUCUGCGCAAAGAUUGGACGUGCGUAACACAAUACGACCGAAUAAAGAAGCUAAAGAGCAACGGGAUAAAAUUGUUCCGGACCAAAGACCAGAGAGUGACAUCUUGCCUAAACAAUACGUAGCAGCCACCGCAUCAAUAAACGACCUUAUCUACUUAUCCGUGGAAUCGAUGGCACAACACUGCGCGACGAAACAGCGGGGCUUUGUAUGUCUGUCCUUGCCGGAGAAGGACGAGACGAGCUAUAAGAUACUGUGCAUGGACUACCCACAGGCUUGCGAGGCAGAUGGCGAUGUGGUUGUUCCGAAACCGGGGGAGCUGUUCUCGUACCGCAACCCGGAAGAUGGCGGCUGGUACCGCGCCCGGAGCCUCGACCCCGCGACCGCCGCGCUCGUAGACUCCAGCAAGCUCGCAACCGUUGCGCCUACGGACCCGUGCAAGAGGGUACCGGCGAGCUAUAUGCACGUGCCCGAAUUCAGUUGCGUGCUGGACGCGGACUGUGUUGAGCUGGGUGGAGCAUACGAGGCGAUCGUAACAUCGAAACAAACGGAUUCGAUAAGCGUGAAACUAAAAGGCACCGAAGGAUUUAUAGGGGAAGGGAAAAUAUACCGCUGGCUGCCGGAAGUGGAGAAAGUGAUAGCUACACAGCCUCCGUUACAAAAACCUUCGCCGGUACAGAAGCUAAAAGCGCACAACGCCAGACCCUCGGAGACGGAGGAGAUGAAGCGAGAGGAGAGGAUUGUUACAGAAGUGGCACCAAGGAUCGAUUUGAUGCCCAAGCUAUAUCUAGUUUCGACGUUAUCAGUGGGUGAUACAGUGCUACUGUCCGUCGAUUGUCUCAGCAAGGACUGUAUGACGAGGCAGAGCGGUUACGUGUGCGUGUCGCUGCACGAGAGCGCUGAGGAGAGUUAUCAGCUGCUGUGCGCCGACUACUGUGCGGACUGUGAUGCUGAGAAGAAUGUCGUUGUACCGAAACCAGGGGAGCUGUUCUCAUACCGCAACCCGGAAGACGGCGGCUGGUACCGCGCCCGGAGCCUCGACCCCGCGACCGCCGCGCUCGUAGACUCCAGCAAGCUCGCAACCGUUGCGCCUACGGACCCGUGCAAGAGAGUGCCCGAGAAGUACGAGAGUAUACCGGAGUUCUGCUGCGUGUUGGACGCGGAUUGCGUUAAGUUGGGCGAAAGCUACCAAGCCACUAUAGUGUCGAAACAGUGUGAGUCCGUUCAAGUGAAGCUGCGAAACGUCGGAUCCGAUAUCGUGGUCGGCGACGGGACGAUAACGAGAUGGCUGCCGGAUGUGCACCACGUUCAAGCACCGAGCGUUCCGGCCGCCACCAUACCGAAAGUAUCACGGCCGUGCGUCACCGCUAACACACGCGUGCUACUCGUCGAUGCUACUGGGCUGGAUUGUAUAUACGUGAGGCCGGCGGACAGUAGCACUACUAACAAAUAUAACGCGGCGUUGCAGGACGCUCUACUGUUUGGGAGGAAUGCGAAACCUCUAAGCGAGCCGCCGCACCGGGGCCAGCUGGUGAUCGGUCGGUUCGCGGACGGCAACCACUACCGCGCGCUCGUCCUGCGCACCAGCGUGCGCCAGAACAAGUACCUGCUCGAGUACGUGGAGUACGGUAAUAUUGAGAUAGGACACUUGGAAAACCUGUAUCCGUGUCCGGAUGAAAUAAAUCUAGACCAGAUGCCGACUGUUGUGUCCCUGGUCAAAGUGAAAUCGGAUAAUUUAACUUUGACCGCGCAAGCAAAGGAGUAUAUCGAGAAAUUGAGAGAUGCGGAGAUUGAAUUGAUUCUGACGUUACCCGACGGCGCAAAAGCGGCGCCCAGCGGCAGUGAAGUGAUACUCACCGUCGAGAAGAACAAGGAAAGUGUGAAUAGGAAACUGGUGGAACUGUGCACGCCCGACUGGAAGAAGAUGGCCGACAGCGGUGUGGAUGUUGUCGAUCUGGAGCCGAUCAUGUUCAACGAGCUGGACGUGGUGGAGUUGCCGCGUGGCGACCUGGUGCUCACGGUGCUGGACUACAGCACGCUCGGGGGCGGCGUGCUGGCCGGCUGUCCCGCCGACUGCAAGCACGCUGACCACGUGUGGGGUACCCUCGCCAAAGAGAUUGCCGAUUACUGCAACAGUGAUUUAGGCAGAGAGCCAUAUUUGCCGAAGCCGGAAGAGUUGUGCAUAGCUCGAACCUCUCCAACCGCGGCAUGGUCCCGCGCGGUGCUGCUGGAGCAGGGCGCGGGCGCGGGCGGGGCGCGCGCGCAGGUGUGCCUGGUGGACGCGGGCGGCGUCGCCGACGUGCCCGUCCGCGAGCUGCGCAAGCUGCUGCCGGCCUUCGCGCGCGCCGCGCCCGCGCUCGCCUCGCUGCUGCAGAUACGCGGUGCGUGCGCGUGCGGCGCGGGCGCGGGCGGGGCGCGCGCGCAGGUGUGCCUGGUGGACGCGGGCGGCGUCGCCGACGUGCCCGUCCGCGAGCUGCGCAAGCUGCUGCCGGCCUUCGCGCGCGCCGCGCCCGCGCUCGCCUCGCUGCUGCAGAUACGCGGGUUCCCCGCCAACCCGACGCCGGCCAUGCUCCGAAGGGCAAUAGAGUUUCUGCAGAUAGACAGCAGGGGGCACGGCAGGCUGAAGUUAACCAACUGCGUCAAGACCGACGAGGAGGUGUACGAAGCGGACGCGCCCGAGCUGCUCGCGGCCAUGGGAUCGUGA